Molecule: messenger RNA, 3473 nt
Organism: Cryptomeria japonica (Japanese cedar)
Lineage: Eukaryota; Viridiplantae; Streptophyta; Pinopsida; Cupressales; Cupressaceae
Product: pre-mRNA-processing factor 39-1
Exons: 14
Coding region: 290-2902 (870 amino acids)
Biological process (GO): RNA processing; mRNA 5'-splice site recognition
Cellular component (GO): commitment complex; U1 snRNP; U2-type prespliceosome
Molecular function (GO): protein binding
Source: RefSeq, a predicted model, not a curated record
CUCAUACGAAAAAAAUACCAAACCCAAACCCAGAAAAAUUCCCGGAUGGCCACAAACUUUCAAUUUGUGUAUAAACUGAAGUCACAAAAAAUAUUUCAUAUAUCAAGAAGUAAGUAAAUUUUGUUUUCAUAGCUCGGGGUUUCGUCGUCACCGGUACUUGUCUCUCUCCUUUUUCUUUUUUUCGCGUAUCGUUAUUGCUAUCGGGAUCACUUCGGCGAAGUGGAGAAGAUUAAGCAGGGGGGCUUCGCUGUCAUAUCUGUAGAUAAUUGCUGUCUAAAAGAUUGUUACCAUGGGAGAUCAGGAUUCCCAAUCUCUUCCAGUCAUUGACUAUGCUUCAAUGGACAAUAGUAUUAUGCCCGAUGCAAAUAAAUAUGUUCCAGACCAGGAGAAUGCACUGCCUCAGCAUUCUCCAGCUGUAGAGUAUGCUGCAGAUGCUGUUGUUUUGCCUGAUGGAACUUCUCGCCCCUCUGCUGCUCUUGAGGCUGGAGAUGCUUCUGCUUUAUCUGGUGAAGUUGAAGGAAUUGCACAUCAAGAUUCUGUGACAAAGCAAGGCCCUCAACCUCCUGCUUUUGUAAUGGAAGAUACUACUGCUUUUUCUGAGGGAAACAAAGUUGUAACAGGACAGGACACUCCUAUGGAACAAGUUACUCAAUCGUCUGUGUAUGAAGGUAUGGACGCUUCUGUGAAUUAUGAUCUGAAUAAAUACAUGGGAAAUCAGGAUCCUACUACAAAUCAAGAAGCUGUUAAUAUAUCAGAUAUAAACCAAUAUAAUUCAGCAGAACAUCAUGCGGAUGGGAAUGGUAGUAUUGCGACUGUAGAGAACAAGGAACCUGAACAAACACAAUAUGAGGAGCCCCUAGUUGCCAUUUCAACAGAAGAGGAACGGUUGUGGGGCAUUGUAAGGGCAAACUCUGCAGAUUUCACUGCAUGGACCUCAUUGAUCCAAGAAACUGAGAAAACGGCAGAGGAUCACUUGCCAAAAAUUUGUAAAGUUUAUGAUGCUUUCCUAGCCGAGUUUCCCUUAUGUUAUGGAUACUGGAAGAAAUAUGCAGAUCAUGAGGCACGAUUGGGCAGUGCUGAAAAGAUUCUAGAGGUGUACGAGAGAGCCGUUCAAGCUGUAACAUAUUCGGUUGAUAUCUGGAUGCAUUAUGCUAUGUUUGCAAUGGCGACAUAUGAAGAUCCGGAAAUCAUUCGAAGGUUAUUUGAACGAGGCUUGUCAUAUGUUGGAACUGACUAUUUGUCCUAUCCUUUAUGGGACAAGUAUAUUGAAUAUGAAUAUUCACAGCAGGAAUGGAGUCGCCUUGCACAGAUUUACACACGAAUUUUACAAAUUCCCAUUCAGCAGCUUGACCGCUAUUUUAGCAGCUUCAAGGAACUAGCUGCUUCUCGGCCUCUCUUAGAGUUGCGAACUGCAGAGGAAAAUGCUGCAGCUGCAGAAGCAGCUUCCAUGUUGGCAGGUAGAGAAGGAGGUGAAAAAAUAGGAGAUGGUGAGGAAGGAGCUAAGCCUGAAAGUGUUAGUCUAUCGGAAGCUGAUGAACUUGAGAAGUAUAUAGGUGUGAGAGAAGCAAUGUACAAGAUAGCAAAAGAGAUGGAUGCAAAGAUUCGAGAUUUUGAGAAUGCCAUUCGUCGGCCGUAUUUUCAUGUUAAGCCAUUGGAUGAUGCACAACUAAGCAACUGGCAUCACUAUCUUGAUUUCAUUGAGAAAACCAAUGAUUUUGAUCGGAUGGUGAAGCUAUUUGAGAGAUGUCUUAUUGCAUGUGCAAACUACCCUGAAUACUGGAUCCGGUAUGUGCAAUGCAUGCAAGCUGCUGGAAGCAUGGAAGUUGCAAAUGAUGCGCUUGUACGGUCUACACAGAUUUUUGUGAAGAGACAACCAGAAAUACACAUUUUUGCAGCUCGGUUCAAGGAACAACUGGGAGACACUGUGGGGGCCCGUGCAGAGUAUCAGCUUCUUAAUACAGAAAUAGCUCCUGGCCUUCUGGAUGGUGUAAUUAAACAUGCCAAUAUGGAGCAUCGUCUGGGAAACCUGGAAGCAGCAUCCUCAGUAUUUGACAUGGCUAUUGCAGCUGAGAAAAGCAAAGAGCACUCACAGUCGCUACAUUUGUUAUUUAUUCAGUACUCUCGCUACCUUCAAAUAGUGGAAGGGAAUGCAGAGAGAGCAAAAGAAGUUUUGACCGAAGCAUUUCAGCUUCUUCCUUAUUCAAAGCCUCUUAUGGAGGUAGCUAUUCAUUUGGAAUCAAUAAAGUCAGGUUCCAAGCAAGUUGAAUUUCUUGAUUCUUUGGUAGAACAAAUGCUGGCUCCAAAACCUGAUGGAUCCUAUGAAUUAACUGCUGCAGAUAGAGAAGAGAUAUCAAGUAUAUUUUUAGAGUUUGUGGACCUUUUUGGUGAUAUUAAUGCUAUUACAAAGGCAGAGUAUCGUCACAGGCAGUUAUUUUUGCCUCAUAAAAACACUGGUGAAUCUAAGAAGCGUCCUGCUCAAGAUAGUCUUACCUCUGAUAAGUCUAAAGUAGCCAAGAGUUAUGCAGCUGUUCCUGCUGCUGUGUCUCCUGCACAGUCUGGUGCAGCUGCUUAUCCAAAUGGCCAGGCUCAGUGGGGUGCCGGCUAUGCUCAGCAGUCGCAAAGUUGGCAGCAGCCACCUGCUCAGCAGGCUCCCCAAGCUCAACCUCAACAGUGGAUGCCUGGCUAUGGUCAACAGGCUGGCUAUGCUCCCUAUGCUGGUUAUGCUAAUUAUGGGCCACCUCAACAACCAACAAACCCAGCACAGCAGCCGAGUUAUGCAGGUUAUGGUCAAGGAUAUCCUACACAGGCAUUCCCACAACAAAAUUAUGGACAACCUGCACCUGCUUACACACCUCCUCAGCAGCAGGCUGCGGCACCACAAUAUUAUCCUGGGUAUUAUUGAGGUCAUUCAGUAUUUUGGAUGAACUUCAGUGGCAUAUAUUUUUUGCUACCCAUGAUCCAUGUAAAGUAAAGAUGAAUCUUGGAGAACUUCAUCUUCGAGUAUUUUUCCAUUUCUUAAUCCAGAGAAUGUUAACAUGACUAUAUUGCAUGUUUCAUUUGUUGUAGCAGAAUGAAGAAUAGAUUUCUAGAUGAUUUUGUGCAGGAUCAAAUCUAUGCAGCCUUCACUAUAAUUGUGGAACUUUUCGUGUUAUACUGAAUGCUGAUCGUUGUUUUUUCCCAAGAGAGUGGGUAUGAGAUUUAUUGCAGAAGCCCAAAUUAAUAUGAAACAAUUUCCAUGGCCAGGCUCUCACUAUCUUCUUAGCUAUAUUCAUCAUCUUUUAAGAUGAAGAGCAUCAUAAAUUUAAAUAUGGGAAGUGGAGAGCAAGUUAGAGAACUUUUUGCCGGUCUUUCAGCAGGCCGAUGAGUUUAGGGUUGUAGAUACUUUAAUCUCUUGGUACUUGUUCAAAAUGAACACGAGAAGUGUAAUCAUGUUUAUCAUUAUAAGCAGCAGCCAUAGAUGGAAAUUUCCUAUA